This is a messenger RNA of Spirodela intermedia, 3784 nucleotides long. The record is from the annotation of a GenBank genome assembly. NCBI's taxonomy places the organism in Eukaryota, Viridiplantae, Streptophyta, Magnoliopsida, Alismatales, Araceae.
AUGACGAAGCCGCCGCCGUCGUCCUCCUCGCAGCCCAACUCGUCCUCGAGGCCAUCCUCCGUGCUGCCAUACAAGACCCAGAAUCUCAAGGAGCUGUACCAGAUUGGGAAGAAGCUCGGGCAGGGCCAGUUCGGGACGACCUACCUCUGCGUGGAGAAAUCCACCGGCCUGCGGUACGCCUGCAAGACGAUCCCGAAGAGGAAGCUCCUGUGUAAGGAGGACUAUGAGGACGUCUACAGGGAAAUCCAGAUCAUGCACCAUCUGUCCGAGCACCCCAACGUGGUCCGCAUAAAGGGGGCCUACGAGGACCCCGUCUUCGUCCACCUGGUCAUGGAGCUCUGCGCCGGCGGCGAGCUCUUCGACCGGAUCGUCCAGAAGGGCCACUACACCGAGAGGAAGGCGGCGCAGCUGAUAAAGACCAUUGUGGGCGUGGUGGAGGCCUGCCAUUCCCUCGGGGUCAUGCACAGGGAUCUCAAGCCGGAGAACUUCCUGUUUCUCAACGAGGAUGAAGAUGCCGCCCUCAAGGCCACAGACUUUGGGCUCUCCGUCUUCUACAAGCCAGGUAACCCUUUGGGCAUUUCGCCAUUUUUUUCUGGGGAAAGAGGCCCGGCCGAGAGCUUGCAGACGCCGAUUUGAAGGUCCUCCCAUGCUCCUCGGCGGAGGCUUCCGAAGAUUUGAAGGGUUUUCUCUGCUCAUGAAGAAGGAUCUAUCAUCACGAAACUUUUUUCAGAAGAAGAAGAAGAUCUAGUAAUACCUGUAUUGCUUAUUGCCCAUUGUCUGACCCAUCUCGGGGAUCUAGGAGCAAACGGCGUCCAUGGCUGAGUGAUUGAAGAAAUAUGAACAUCUUCCUCGAGAAAUCCCUCUAGGCUUGAUUAAACUCUUCAUCCCGGAUCUCUAUCCCUUGCAAAAUCUUGAUCGAAUUGGAAAUGAGGCGAAGCCAGUUCACCUAAUCUUCCCAAUCUCUUGCAGGGGAUACAUUCUCAGAUGUGGUCGGGAGCCCCUACUACGUCGCCCCUGAGGUCCUGCGGAAAUAUUAUGGCCCUGAAGCUGACGUGUGGAGUGCUGGAGUCAUUCUGUACAUCCUGCUGAGCGGAGUCCCUCCCUUCUGGGCAGGUAUGCUUGAAGAUCCAAUCUUUGAUAGUUGCUAUAAAAACUCUUAUUUCCUUGGUGGUUGAUGGCCAUUGUUGUUUCUUUUUGUAGAAACUGAGUCGGGGAUCUUCAGGCAGAUCCUCCAGGGGGCACUGGACUUCGAAUCCGAGCCCUGGCCCUGCAUAUCCGAGAGCGCAAAGGAUCUGAUCCGCAACAUGCUUAACAGGAACCCUAGGAAAAGAUUCACUGCCCAUGAAGUUCUCUGUGAGUGAUUCUUCUGGCACAAUUAUAUGCUAGAAUUGUCUUCAUUUGGAUCACCUAAUUUUUUCUUUCACAAAUCAGUGGGUGAGGAUUUAAAAAUAAAAAUAAAAAGAAAAAUAAAAAUGGGCAUCUUUUUUUUUCAGGUCACCCAUGGAUCGUUGAUGACAAAGUCGCCCCUGAUAGGCCUCUGGAUUCUGCUGUUCUGUCACGGCUGAAGCAGUUCUCGGCAAUGAAUAAGCUCAAGAAGAUGGCUUUGCGAGUAAGGACUGCAGUAACCCAGAGAAACCUACUCACAUCCCUGUGAGGAACUAUACUAAUUUCAGAAAAUUUUGAGCUCAAGGAAUCUCUGAUCCGCCAUUAGUUCUUGUUCAUACCUGGGGAGCUCUAGGAAACGGUGACAUGGUAGUCUUAGGGAGAGGUGGAAUGGAUCAACGGGGAAGUUGAUGAUUCAUAUUCUUGUUAUUUUCGUCUGAUUGGAGGUGGGUUAGGAUGAUUCAGAGAGGAAACAAGUAUCUAUCUUGAUUAAGCAGACACUUCACUUCUCCUAGCCUGGAGGUCAAAAUUUCUUGUGGGUUGGACUAUAUCUUGCUAGAAUAGUUCCACAUUGGCAUAAUGCGAGCAUAUGAGUGGAUUAUGGAUUAAUUCUGAGGUCAAUGCCGCAUUUUAUACUUUAACUUGGUACCAUAGCCAAUGGUUGGUAUUAACCUUACAAAGCUCAGAAAGAAAAAAAUGUAACUUGUUAGAGUAGGCCCUGCAUUGGACAUAAUUAGAUACAAAUAUGUGACUAUUGUUAACUGUUCAUGAAACCAAAAAUAGAUCUACAUUGCAAAAAAUAGAUUGCAUCAUGUGGGCAGAUUAAAUUAUAUGUAUUAUUGAUUAAUUUUGAGUGUAGUCCCAAAACUUGGUGUGAGAUGUGGUGGCUGAUAUUAACCUACCAAAGCCCGGGAUUGUCGUGCAUUAGAAACAAUUAGAUAAAAAUGAGAAAUUAUGGUCAAUUGGAAGAAAAAAAAACAACCUCUGCUUCCUCUGAUUUUAUUCUGUUUUUGGAGCAAGUCAUAGGCCAAGAUCAUGCUACUCAACGGGGGAAUCUCCCUGUUCUUUCUCUGCAGGUUAUAGCAGAGAGACUGUCAGAGGAAGAGAUCGGGGGGCUGAAGGAGCUCUUCAAGAUGAUCGACACCGACAACAGUGGGACGAUCACCUUCGAUGAGCUCAAGAAUGGCCUAAGAAGGGUGGGCUCCGAGCUGAUGGAAUCAGAAAUCAGGGCUCUCAUGGAUGCGGUGAGUAAAGCAGUCGUCUUCUACAAUUAGAUACUUCUCCUGCCAUGGCAGUACAACCUACAAGCUCGCUGAUUCUUCAGAGAGAAAGAAAUUACCUCUACUUUUCUGAGCCCAUCAGAAAAUUUAGAUUCAUAAGAGGUGGGGAGAGGGCUAAUGAUUCUUUGGGGGAACCCUUUGGGCAGGCCGAUAUAGACAACAAUGGGACCAUAGACUAUGGGGAGUUCAUUGCUGCUACGGUCCACAUGAACAAGCUGGAGAGGGAGGAGAACUUGAUCUCGGCUUUCUCCUUCUUCGACAAGGACUCUAGCGGGUAUAUAACCAUUGACGAGCUCCAGCAGGCUUGUCGGGAUUUUGGCCUCAGUGAUGUCCACCUCGACGAGAUGAUCAGAGAAAUCGACCAAAACAAUGUAAGUUUUCUCUUGCCUUGUGAGGAAUUAUGUGUUUAUUUUUUGUCCCUCUCUAAACAGAAUCAUUUGCACGGUUCUUUAGUGUUUUCUUUGUUUAGUCCUGAAAAAACCCUUGAAUUAAGAAUAGCCCUUCUGUCAGAAAUUACAGAUGCACACAGAACUCUCUCUCUCUCUCUCUCUCUCUCUCUCUCUCUCUCUCUCUCUCUCUCUCGCUCUCUCUCUCUCUAAACAGCAUCAUUUGCACGGUCCAUAAGUGUUUUCUUUGUUUAAGUCCCAACAAAAUCCUUCCAUUGUGGAAUAGCCCCUCCAUUUUUUUCCUUGGACUGUUUGCCCUAGGAAAUCGCCAAGCUUCCAUUUUUGUUGACCUUCUGGCACAAUUAUGAUCAAUAAUCUUUUUCCAUGUUUGCCCUCAAUUUAAUGGAAGCUUGUCUUCAAACUCUCACCAAUUACCAAAUGCCAAUGUCAUUAUCUCAGUCUUCUCUCACUCCCUCCAUGGCACAAAACCCUUUCCACUGUCGGCCUCUCUCUCUCUUUCUCUUUAGUGGGUAUCAAGAUUUAAUUUUUCCUCUCUGGGAAUUCCUCUCACUGAAAUCUGCGGAUGGUUUUCUUCUCUCUUGGCAGGAUGGGCAGAUAGAUUACAGUGAGUUUGCAGCGAUGAUGAGAACAGGCAAUGGUGGAAUUGGGAGGAAGACCAUGAGGAACACCCUGAGAGUUAACCUGGGCGAUGCCCUGAGAGCCGCAGAGAAGUGA